AUGUCGUUUCUUUCAGGCAUUCUGGCCUCUACUUUACCGACGGCCACCCCGCCCCCCGUGGCCGUCGUCUCUCUUCUUGACGGGGGUGAACCGAUGGCUGGAGUCGAGUACAUUGCACAUGUUGUCGUCAUGCCCAUUGUGCUCACAAUUGGAAUGGUGAAUCAAUGCCUGAAUAUUUUCACUUUACUCCAUUUACCCUCAACGGCUUUCCUCUAUUUGAAAGCCUCCGCGGUGGCUGAUAUUCUGUCGAUUCUCUCGUUUAUUCCAUUCUUGAUACGACAUGCAGGCCUGCACAACCAAUACUCUCAUCUCGCAAUGUACUACCAUGCGCAUCUCGAAUUGCCCAUCAUCAACGCUCUUAUUGCUGCCAGUGCUUUAUGUAUAGUUGCAAUGACGAUCGAUCGAUAUUUAUCCGUUUGUCAUCCGAUCACUUUUUUCAACUCUUCUGAUUCAAAGAAGAGAACUCUUGCUGUCAUUGCGGGUCUCUAUUUGACUGCUUUUAUCGUUUUCUUUCCAUCGAUUUGGCAAAAAGAUUUAAAAGAGAAACGAGAGGAUUAUACGAACAGACUCUACUGGGUUUUGGAACGAAAUUCGGUCAUUGAACGAUCGCCGACUUUUCAAUUUUAUCUAUACUUUCGAGAGUUUGUUUCCCGAUGGGGACCAAUUUUGAUUUUGGUUGUCCUGAACGCAGCGAUGAUCCGAAAAUUGCGGAAAUUAGACAAGAAAACGUUGAGAAGAAGCAUUCGGCAACGAUCGUGUAAUUUGGGUCGAUCACCGCGAGAGGAUCGAUCAAGAAUAUCCGUUUUGUUGUUGGUGACAGCCACGACAUUCGUCAUUUGCAAUCUCCCCGCUUCAUUCCUUUCAAUGUUCAUCUCAAAUUCAAUCAUCAAAAUCGAAAUCGAUCCAAAAACUGUUUUCUGGCAGAGUUUUCGAGCGCUAAGCAAUCUCUUGCAAACUACCAGCUAUUUAUACAAUUUCUAUUUGUACGCUCUUUGUUCGAGUGAAUAUCGAGAAGCUUUUCGAAAAUUGAUCGGCUGUCAACAGGAUCGCUUGAUGAAGAUAUUCGCUUUCUUGAAAUCGACAAGCUCAUGUGCCACUCAAACAACGGACGAUUCUCCACCGAAAAAGGGAAGUGGAAACAUUCCACUUGUGUCGAAGAAAAAUGGGUGUCCUCCUGAGUUGAAAAUAUUCAAUGAAAACGAGGAGAUGUUGACGGCGGUGGCAAUG
Messenger RNA from Mesorhabditis belari, 1227 nucleotides. NCBI's taxonomy places the organism in Eukaryota, Metazoa, Nematoda, Chromadorea, Rhabditida, Rhabditidae. The record is from the annotation of a GenBank genome assembly.